AUGAAAUUCUUGGCAGUAGCGUUCGCCAUCGUUCUUGUCGUUCAGCUCGCCGACGUCACCGCUGACAAGCUACCCUUCAAUGACCUGAUGGAAACGUACGGAGAACAACAAAAUCUUGGAGUUGCACCAGCUCAGCGUGCAACGCACAAUGUCGAAGACGUGGUUUCAGACGUGGAGUAUGUAUCUCUGUUAGAGUUUGUCGCUGUUUCAGAUAAAUUAACGUUUCUUGCAACAGCUUCAUCCUCCAUCUUCAUUAAAUCAUUCAUUUAA
This is a messenger RNA of Arctia plantaginis, 270 nucleotides long. NCBI's taxonomy places the organism in Eukaryota, Metazoa, Arthropoda, Insecta, Lepidoptera, Erebidae. The record is from the annotation of a GenBank genome assembly.